UCUUCUCCAUCUUCAAUCUCUUCUUCUUCCCAAAUUUUAAAUUUUGAAAUUACCCCCUCCCAAUUUUCAACAUGAAUCCUUCCGGCUCCGACUUCUUUCCCGACGAUCUCCCGCCGAGUGACGCCGCGAUGUGGUUCUACCAAGAGUGGGACGAUCGACCGCCGAUCUACGAGACGCAACAAUCGGGGUACGCCGACCGAGAUUCGGUUCCGGAGACUCAACCGGAACCGUCCGGAUCGAAAAAAAGUACACGCCGGAAAAGCCACAAAGCCAAAAGCACGUUGACCGAGGCAGCACGGUCAAUCCAAAAGUGGUCCCCGGAGGAGGAGUGCAUAUUGUCGUCGGCUUGGGUUGACGUCUCCGAGCAUCCUAUCAUUGGUACGGAGCAAACGAAAGAUACGAUGUGGGAUCGUAUCGAGGAGAAGUUCUUCGCGGCGAUGAAGAAGGACGGCUCCUACCGAGCCCGGGACCAACUCACUUCCAAAUGGUGCCACAUCAACAAAAAAGUCCGAAAGUUUAUGGGAGUUUACGAGGAAUGCUCCCGAUCCCGGAGGAGCGGCACGAACGACCCCGAUGUUCUCCGGCUUGCCACGACCCGGUAUCAAGACGACGGGAACCAAGGCAAGGUGCCCAUCGAUCUUUGGAGGAUUUUGAGUCGUUCCUCGAAGUGGCAACAACUCAACAAUCCCGAUGGCAGAUCGUUCCGGAAAAGAUCCACCGUCGAUGCCGAGGUUGAGGUCGACGAGACUAUCAGUUUUACCGAUCAAAUCCCUCCCUUUAACGUUGCGGAUUCCGAUGACGAGGACCCCAUUCCACGGCUGAUCGGAAAAAAGAAUGCAAAAUCCAUUGCCUUUGGUUCGGGAGGGUCCGCCUCUGUUUCCGCUUCUCCCCGCGACGAAAUCGGCCGGGUAAUGAUUGAACAACUUCGGGCAUUCAAUCUCCAAGAACAAGAGAGGUUGAAGCUAAAUGAGCAGGAGACCGAGAUGAAAGUCAUGCAAACCGACCCCGCGACCAAAAAGUUUGAAACUUUUUUUUUUGCAAUGGGGGUUCCUUCAUUUUACAAAUGGCUAGUCAAGAAAUACCCAAAAAUAGUAGAAAAUGCAGUGGAAAUGGAAGGGGUUGAAGUUGAUUCAUCCUUGCCCAACCCAAAUGGACUUGAAUUCGAUAACUUUUAUCUGGACAUGAAUGGGAUUAUCCAUCCAUGUUUCCACCCGGAAGAAACCAUGUUUCCUCCAACUACGUACGAGGAAGUCUUCAACAGCAUCUUUGACUACAUCGAUCGGCUGUUUAACAUUGUACGGCCUCGAAAGCUGCUGUACAUGGCAGUAGAUGGUGUUGCGCCGCGGGCUAAAAUGAACCAACAGAGAGCCCGGCGGUUCCGGACAGCCAUGGAUAAGGAGAUCAUGGAGGAAGAGGAAAGGAAGUUAAGGCAGAAGUUUGCGAGUGAGGGUAAAGAGGUCCUAGCGAAAGAGGAAUCUGAAGUAUCAGAUUCGAAUGUUAUAACGCCGGGCACCUUUUUUAUGUAUGCACUUUCUGCAAAACUAAGAGGUUACAUCCAAGAAAGGAUCAGAUCAAAUCCUGGCUGGAAGGGUGUAAAGGUGAUUCUUUCUGAUUCUAAUGUUCCCGGUGAAGGGGAACACAAGAUAAACUCUUUCAUCCGUGCGCAACGUACUUUUCCAGAUUAUAAUCCUAACACUCAUCACUGCCUCUAUGGUUUGGAUGCUGACCUUAUUAUGUUGGCAUUAGCUUCACAUGAGCUUCACUUUUCAGUUUUCAGGGAGAAUGUUCUUAUUCAGGAUGACCUCUCGAAUCAAAUAUUAUCUCUUGAACUUGGUAUCCAGAAAGCUGAAACUCAUAUUAAAGAUGAUGCUGUUAAUGGACCUGCCAAAGCAAAGCACUGUCGCACUUCCAAGAAUAAAUUUCAGUUCCUCAAUGUUUGGGUGCUGAGGGAGUACCUAGAACUCGAUAUCUGCACUGGCCUUCUUGCAGGUUCUAAACAAGCUGAUUUAGAGAGAGUUAUCGAUGAUUUUGUUUUCAUGUGUUUCUUUGCUGGGAAUGAUUUUCUUCCUCAUAUGCCCACUCUUGAUAUCCAUGAGGGUGCUAUUGAUUUGCUCAUAUAUGUUUACAAGAAAGAGUUCAAGAAUCUCGGGGGAUAUUUGGUUGAUAUAGAAAGGGUUGAUGAUCCAAAAUGUGGUUUCAUAAAGCUGUCAAGAGUUGAAAGGUUCAUACUCUCUGUUGGCACGUACGAGGAGAAGAUAUUCAUGAAAAGAUUGGCGAUUAAAGAGAAGAAAAAUAGGCGGUUGGCAUUGGAAGCUAGAGAUGAUGAUGCGGAGAACGGUGACAUAGAAGACAAUGUGCCAUCAUUUGUUCCAAAUACUCAGGAGAAUGACAUCCCUUUGAUUCUUGAAAAUACUAAGGAGUUGAAGAGGAAGUUGAAGGAAAUAAUACGCCACAAUGCCGAUACGUUUAAGCAUGGGGUUAUUGCAGAAAAGGUAAAACUUGGUUCCCAUGGAUGGAGGGAGCGUUAUUACAUGCUAAAAUUCAACUUGGAAAGGAAUGCGGAUGUGGAAGAGACCAGAAAGGACGUGGUCCAACACUACACAGAAGGGUUACUUUGGGUCUUGUUAUAUUACUUUAAGGGCGUACCGUCAUGGGGAUGGUACUACCCGCAUCACUAUGGCCCGUUUGCCUCGGACAUGAAAGGAAUGGCUCAAACAAAGGUGAAAUUUAAGAUAGAAGAGCCCUUUAAACCUUUUGAUCAACUCAUGUCAGUCCUUCCUCCGGGGAGUGCCCAUGCACUCCCAGGAGCAUAUCAGAUGCUCAUGCUUGACGACAAGUCGACCAUAAUUGAUUUUUACCCAACCAAUUUUGAGACGGACCUCGAUGGUAAGAGAUUUAUGUGGCAAGGUGUAACAAAGCUUCCAUUCAUAGAGGAAAAGCGUCUUCUAUCCGAGACGAAUAAGCUUGGCGAAAGUCUCACGAAUCUUGACAAAGAGAGAAAUUCGGUGACUGCGGAGAAGCUGUUCAUGGAAAGAUCAUGUGAACUUGCUGUGCAAAUUCUGUCUUUGUUCACAAAAGGUUGUGGUUUAAACGAAAACGAUGCCAUUAAAUUUGGUCGUGCAUUAAGUGGGGGAAUUAGUGGCACAGUCUGGCUUAAAAAGGACGAAAAGGAGAAUCUGUCGAGCGACAUUCUGUGUGUCUUCUUUCGUACCUCUCCAAUCUCGUCGUUCAUUCCUAGAGUUUUAGCCGGUACCGAUUUUCCCCGAGAAAAGACUGUGCAUGAAUGUGAUAUUGAACAAACAGUUCUCUGGCAUGAAUUCAAUGCCAGACCAGCCAUUUCUUACAGCAACAGGCCACAUAAUCAAGGAAACAGAGGAAAGCCAUUAGCAAAUGGCAGUAUGGGAAAUCAUAGGAACUCUGUUCCUCAUGAGCUGGUUACGGGCGUGGGCCGUUUUAAAGAUGCGGGCACUGGAUGGUCCGGUCGUGGGAAGAUCAUGCCUCGGCCCGAGUUGCAGGCCCAUUACAGCUCUCCAAGAUUCGUUGCCCCUCAAAGACCGCGCUACAUGCAGCCAACGGCUCCACCCCGAAGCCAAUGGCAGAUGGGCCGGGCUGCGAUGUCUGUCCCGCCGCCCAAUCAGAUGGGCAGCGGGGUGAGGCCCAAUGUUGCCUCCCAUAGUGUUCGGCAACAAAACCCGUGGCGCGUGCCCGGACCGCCGCCACCGAGGAGCAGUGGAGAGAACCAGUGGCAGAUGGGAUGGCCCACAUUGUCUGCCCCACCGCCCAAUCAGGGUGGGGUCUGGUGCAAUGUUGCUCCUCGUAAUGUUCGACCACAGAACCCAUGGCGUGUGCCCGGACCGCCACCUGGAAGUAGUGGGUCGGGUAACGAAUGGCGUGGGUCGGGUUUUCGGCCCGCUGUUUCGAGCUCAGGGAGGGGGAGGGCUGGCUCGGGAAAUAAUAAUUUGCAACGAAAUACUAGAUAAGUUUCCCCAAGUUUUUUUUGGCAAUGUUCAUAGUUUUGCUUUUUGUUCUACGUAAAUUGCUAAUUUUGAUCAUCAAACGAGUCAAAUGUAUGUAUGUAAUGUGGAAUUUGGGAACAUCCGAAAUCUAGUACUGAUCUUUUGGGGGCAUGA
Cuscuta campestris is the source of this 4130-nucleotide messenger RNA. The record is from the annotation of a GenBank genome assembly. Lineage: Eukaryota; Viridiplantae; Streptophyta; Magnoliopsida; Solanales; Convolvulaceae.